CCUCCUCUGGGCUCCAACUCCUCCUGUUCAUGAGUUCCAUUCGUCAGAAAUAAAUCUCCAUUUUUUAUUCUCCAAACUUUUAAUAGGAGUAGUACUGACUACUAAGUAGUAGCAGCAAGAGAAAAAAGGAAGGAGAAAAGAUAAAAGAAAAACCAAGACGCCGCGCACACCACACACACAACACAAUGAGCCGUAAGCGAGACAGGCCAUCUUACUCCUCCCGCCAUAUUCCUUACUCUUUCCCGAAACGACGCCGUCCUCUUCCAUUCCAACAGGACUCCAUAGCCAGCGACUUGGACGACUCCGCCCCUUCCCCCGCCCCCGCGAAGCAGCCCACUACAGUGGUGGUAAUUGGGCUCCCCACCGAUUGCUCAGUUCUGGACCUCAAGUCCCGCUUCGAGAUCUAUGGCUCCAUCUCCCGCACCCGCAUGGACCCCAAUGGUCUCGCUCACAUCACUUUCCGCUCCCAUGACUCAGCUCGGGCCGCCGUCUCCGCCGCUCUCGACCCUUCCUUCGCCAUUACCCUCAUCUCUAAACCAGUGCAAGUAAUGUGGGCUAGUGAUCCAGUGCCACAAUGGAAGGAAGGAGUUGCAAAGAAUGAAGGAACGCCAUCAACAAUAUUGCCGUUGGCAUCGAAGCUAUUGAGGCCUGAGGUGCCUCUUAGUAGGCGUGGGAGAGGUAAUAAGCUGGGCUCUGCUAUUGUGAAUCCGAGAGCUGAGAAUAAUGCCAAUGGUGAUACAAAUGAUAUCGAUAACAGUAAGAAAGUUGGAAUUGGAGAUGAAGGUGGUUCUGGGCUUUUAAAACCUUUCAUGGGCAGAGAAAUUGUUGCCUAUGAUGAUAUUCUGUAAAUUAGUUAGCUGGGUCUUCUUGGGGUGUCUCCUGAUUGUAACAGUAGCAGCAUAGUUUUCGAUUAAAGAAUAGGUUAUCUUUACCAGCAGAGAUUUUGAAUUAGGUUUUGAUGUUAUUGGUGAUUAUGGUUUUCUUCUAGUUGAGUCUCCUUUGCUUCUGCCUUUGUAUCUGUAUGAUUUAAAGAUUUAUGAGGAGACCCCAUUUGUAAUGUAUUCUCUCGUCUAAAUAAGUUGUUCUGUGGAUCUGAAACAUAUUCAAACGCUGUUGAUUUGGUGUUUUUGAA
Messenger RNA from Coffea eugenioides, 1132 nucleotides. RefSeq lists its product as uncharacterized. The coding region runs from base 186 to 848 and encodes 220 amino acids. The record is from RefSeq and is a predicted model, not a curated record. Gene Ontology annotation, molecular function: RNA binding. NCBI's taxonomy places the organism in Eukaryota, Viridiplantae, Streptophyta, Magnoliopsida, Gentianales, Rubiaceae. The transcript has 2 exons.